Messenger RNA from Erigeron canadensis, 395 nucleotides. RefSeq names its product arginine--tRNA ligase, chloroplastic/mitochondrial-like. The record is from RefSeq and is a predicted model, not a curated record. Gene Ontology annotation, biological process: arginyl-tRNA aminoacylation. The coding region runs from base 123 to 395 and encodes 90 amino acids. Gene Ontology annotation, molecular function: arginine-tRNA ligase activity; ATP binding. Lineage: Eukaryota; Viridiplantae; Streptophyta; Magnoliopsida; Asterales; Asteraceae. The transcript has 6 exons.
AGCACGGAUGCUUGAGUUUUCUAACGUUGAUGUCCUCCGAAGAAACCAUGUUGGGGAUUGGGGCACUCAGUUUGGGAUGUUGAUCCAGUAUUUAUUUGAAGAGUUCCCUAACAGGGAAGUAAAUGAUCUGGAUAUCAGAUAACUUCAGGUAUGCAGACUUGAAGAACAAUAGAUUGACCAAUUACACCUUCAAUUUUGAUCGGAUGCUCAAUGACAAGGGAAAUACUGCUGUGUAUCUACUGUAUGCAUAUGCUCGAAUAUCUUCCAUCAUCCGGAGAUCUGGUAAAGACAUUGAGCAGUUGAAGAAGGAGGGGCAACUAAUCCUGGAAAAAAAUGAAGAACGCGCACUGGGAUUACAUCUGCUCCAGUUUGCUGAGGGCUGCCAGUGGGUUUGA